This is a messenger RNA of Rhinolophus ferrumequinum (greater horseshoe bat), 2850 nucleotides long. RefSeq names its product growth differentiation factor 9 (gene GDF9). The record is from RefSeq and is a predicted model, not a curated record. NCBI's taxonomy places the organism in Eukaryota, Metazoa, Chordata, Mammalia, Chiroptera, Rhinolophidae. The transcript has 2 exons. Bases 247 to 1617 code for a protein of 456 amino acids. Gene Ontology annotation, biological process: SMAD protein signal transduction; BMP signaling pathway. Gene Ontology annotation, molecular function: cytokine activity; growth factor activity. Gene Ontology annotation, cellular component: extracellular region.
AUAAGUGCCAGGAAAAAGGAGAGGAAAGACAACCAAAUAAAUCCAUAUCUAACGAGGGCAGAUUGGAUAAAUAGGGUGUUACCAGCUGAUAAAAAUUACCUUCAGCUAGGCAUCCUGGAGGUCUGAUUACAGAAGUGACCCUAGCCUACCCACACACCUAAAAUUUAUUUAAGAGAUCAACCUGGGCUCUUCCUGGCUUUUAGGAAGAAGACUGGUGUGUUUGCUCCUUGCUAGUUCUUCCAAGCCAUGGGGCUUCCCAGCAAAUGCUUUUUUGGGUUUUGUUGCUUUUCCUGGCUAUGUUUUCUCACUAACGUUGGUUCUCAGGCUUCUAGGAGAGAAGCUCAGACUGCAGCUAGUGCUGAGUUGGAAUCUGAGGUGGAACCUUGGUCCUUGCUGCAGCCUCUAGAUGGGGAAGACAGAGCUGGCCUCUUUCCCCCUCUCUUUAAGGUUCUGUACGAUGGGCAAGGUGGGGCCCCGAGGCUGCAGCCAGACUCCAGAGAUUUGCGCUACAUGAAGAGGCUCUAUAAGGCAUAUGCUACCAAGGAGGGGAUCCCUAAGUCCAACAGAAGUCACGUCUCCAACACCAUUCGGCUCUUCACCCCCUAUAUCCAGCGCAAGCGGGUUCCUGCGGACCCAGUGACAGGAACCGCUCCGUCCGUGGACCUGCUGUUUAACCUGGACCGUGUUACUGCUGUGGAACACUUACUGAAGUCCGUCUUGCUGUACACCUUCAACAACUCCGUUUCUUUUCCCUCUGCUGUCAAAUGCGGGUACAGCCUGGUGAUGAACGAGCCAGAGUCGUCUCGUAAGGCUCGCCCUCCAGCUCCACGCUCCUUUACCUUCAAACCACAGUUUGAAUUUAGAAAGAAGUACACGUGGGUGGAGGUUGAUGUGACCACUCUCCUUCAGCCUCUAGUGGCUUCUGACAAGAGAAGUAUUCACAUGUCUGUAAAUGUUACCUGCGUGAAUGACCAGCUGCAGGGUCCUUCAGCCCUGGACAGUCCAUUGAAGCUGCCUCUUCUGGUACCGCCCUCACUGCUUUUAUAUCUGAACGACACAAGUGCUCAGGCGUAUCACAGGUGGGAUUCCCUCCACUAUAAAAGGAGACCUUCACAGGCUCCUGGCCAGGAGAGAGGUCUGUCCGCCCGUCCCAUGGAGGAAGAGGCUGCUAAGGGAGUAAGGUCUUCCCGUCACCGUCACCGGAGAGGUCAGGCAGCUGUCAGCUCGGAACUGAAGAAGCCUCUGGUUCCAGCUUCUUUCAAUCUGAGUGAAUACUUCAAACAGUUUCUUUUUCCCCAAAAUGAGUGUGAGCUCCAUGACUUUAGACUUAGCUUUAGUCAGCUGAAGUGGGACAACUGGAUCGUGGCCCCGCAGAGAUAUAACCCUCGCUACUGUAAAGGGGACUGUCCCAGGGCUGUCGGGCAUCGGUACGGCUCUCCAGUUCACACCGUGGUGCAGAACGUCAUCUGCGAGAAGCAGCUGGACUCCUCAGUACCACGGCCAUCGUGCGUGCCUGCCAAAUACAGCCCUUUGAGUGUGUUGACCAUUGAGCCCGAUGGCUCAAUCGCUUAUAAAGAAUAUGAAGAUAUGAUAGCCACCAAAUGCACCUGUCGUUAACACGUGGUCCUCUAAAACCUUGAGCCUCUUUGGCAAAGUCAAUGCCACGCACCUCUCUGUGCCUUUAGGAGAAAGCUUCAUGUGUCAAAUCUAAAUAGAAUGCAGCGUGUCUUGUAUAAGGAGGAACCUGUGUACAUUAGCACAUUCAGUGGCAUUUAUCAGCGUAAGGAGAUAACAUCUGCCUUUCUUAUUUGCACAUGUACAAUGAAUGUAAUUAUUUUGGAGAGCUUUCAAAUUUUUUCCCUGAGCGAUUCCCCCUCACCCCCGUAAGUCUUGUUUUUGAUGUUAAAAAAAACUUAAUUAGCUUUUAUCUUGGAUGGAAUUGCAGCUCUAAAAAGACAGUUCAGAGUGUUAUAUUAUAGUCUUAUUUAAUGGAAGAAUAAAUUUCUAGCAGUGGCUUAAGUUUUCUGUGUGUGUUUAUUAAAUAAAGAUUGCUUUUAUGUGGUCAUUUGGGAGGCAGAGGAAGUGUGCCUAAGAGCCAGUGUUGGCUCAACUUUUGAUCUCUUUUUCAGAGUAAAAGAGAGGCUAACUUCUUUACCUAAAUCCUGAUGAAGGGAGGUUCACUGGAACUACAGAGUAUGCAACAAAACCCAUAUCUGUUGUGUUAGUGUGACCGGAACAGAAUAUACUAACUCUGCUCAUUAGAUAGCUUGGAUAAAUUGGUUGAUUCACAUCAAACAAUAUAACAUUUGUUCCAUUUACUUAAAGGAAAUUGCCUUGCAGAUUUUUCCCAAGAAAAUGGCAAUAUUCAAGAUUUUAAAAAUGUAUUUUCUCCUUUAUUUAAAAUCUCUGACCCAAUGGAAGGAAAUCAAGGAGGAUUUUUUUCCUUUGUUGUUUUGUUUGUUUGUUUUUGCCAGUUUCCCUCAGCUCCCAUCACUCCAUCCCCACAUAUAUUUUUUCAGGUGGGUUUAGGACUGUUCCCACUAAACCAGCUGGCAGUGACUAGGUUCUACAGAGUGAGUAUUGUUUGGAUAUGAGAGCUUAUAUGUGGAUUGCCAAUAAAUCUACCUUGAGAGCGCCCUAGGGGCACAGUUAGGACUGAUGCAGUGAUUUCUGUCUCAGAUUUCUAAAACCCUGAUCUACAAACCAAAAGUAACUCCUAGAUGCAAGAAGUACUUCCAUUCCUACAAGUGUUCUUUUCUAGUGUUUAGUGUCUAAAGAAGUCAGCUGGGAUUUUGGUAUGGAUUGUGUUGAAUCUGUACAUCAGUUUGGGGGGUAUUGCCACCUUAACAA